This is a messenger RNA of Dioscorea cayenensis subsp. rotundata (Guinea yam), 2550 nucleotides long. RefSeq names its product mitogen-activated protein kinase kinase kinase 1-like. The record is from RefSeq and is a predicted model, not a curated record. Gene Ontology annotation, biological process: protein phosphorylation. Bases 138 to 2054 code for a protein of 638 amino acids. Gene Ontology annotation, molecular function: ATP binding; protein kinase activity. Lineage: Eukaryota; Viridiplantae; Streptophyta; Magnoliopsida; Dioscoreales; Dioscoreaceae. The transcript is spliced from 10 exons.
CCACAUUCUUCUGGUCAAGCCCUUUCUCGCGUAUCUCAAAACCCUUCAAAAUUCUCUCGUGCUUCUUCGCUUCGAUUCAAACCAUCGAUUGAUGGCCUCUCGACUUCUUCUUCUUCUUCUUCUUCUUCUCGAUCGCCAUGUUCGCUGCUAAGAGAAGCUCAUCAACCUCCUCUUCUCGGCCACAACGCCUCGAUCGCCGAAACGCGAACAAGCACAUCGAGUACGACGCCAGCACCUCCUUUGACGACUCACCUGCACUCCGUUCCUCUCGUUCUCUCGACCUCCCGGCGUACUCCAGCCAGAAGAGCUUCCGGAUCGAGGGCUAUGAUGGUGAGGUUGAUAAGCUUUACCGAGAACUAGGGCUCUCUGGACCUGAUGAUUUUGCUAUCCCCGCUGCCGCCUGGGCUGCCCGCAAGGUUCGCUCCUUGAAUUCCGCCGAGCAAUCCUCUGGAGGAUUGAUUGUUGAUGAGGAAAAGGAUACCCCUCCGCCGAUGGCGAGCUCUGGUGAGAUUAUUGAUGAUGGUAUCAAGGACUCGGUGCUUGCUCCGCUUCCGUUUAUGUCGGUCCUUGCUUCUGAAUCAAAGGAGUCGGCUGGGGGUUUGGUGAGAUCCUUUGCUCCAGAGUCAGAGCUGGGUGAUGAAGGUAUUGCGAAGAGAGACUACUUUGAUUUAGAGGAGGAGGAGGAGGAGGUGGUGGAGGAGGAGGAGGAGGAGGGGAUGGGAAGUGGUAGUUUGGAGGUAAGGUUGGGAGAGAGUAUUGGCGAUUUAACAGGAUCAAGCUUAGUCUCACCUUCGAGCAGUUAUGAGAACUCCAGAGAAAUAGCUGAUGAUGGUAUCAAGCGCUUGACGCUUCCUCCGCCUCCGUUUAGGUCGGUCCUUGCUUCUGAAAUGAUGGAGUCGACUUGGGAUUUGGUGAGAUCCUUCGCUGCAGAGGCUGAGCUUGGUGAUGGAGGUGUUGUAAAGAGAAGUCACUUUGAUUCAGAGGAGGAGGAGGAGGAGGCAGAAGAGGAGCAAGAGGAGGAGGUGGUGGAGGAGGAGCAGGAGGAGGAGGUGGAGGAGGAGGAAAGGGGAAUUGGUGGUGUGGAGGUGAGGUUGGGAGAGACUAUUAGGGAUUUGGCAGAAUCAAGCUCAGUCUCAACUUUGAACGGUUAUGAUCCAUCAAGGACGACGGAGGCAAAAAUGUUUGUGGUCUCACCAAAUGGGAGGUUCAAGAGGAACAUCACAUCAUGGAUGCGUGGGCACCGGCUUGGUAGUGGCUCAUUCGGGACGGUGUUUGAAGGAAUAAGCAAUGAUGGUUUUUUCUUUGCUGUUAAAGAAGUGUCUUUGCUUGACCAAGGAAAUAAUGCAAAGCAAUGCAUUCUGCAGCUUGAGCAGGAGAUCGCCCUCUUAAGUCAGUUCGAACAUGACAACAUUGUUCAGUAUGUUGGAACCGACAAGGAAGAAGCAAAGUUAUACAUCUUCCUUGAACUAGCCACUCAAGGCUCUCUGGCUUCUUUGUAUCAGAAGUAUCACCUGCAAGAUUCCCAAGUCUCUGCAUAUACAAGACAGAUUUUGAAUGGCUUAAGCUAUCUUCAUGAUCGAAAUGUGGUUCACAGAGAUAUUAAAUGUGCCAACAUAUUGGUUGAUUCCCAAGGUACUGUCAAACUUGCAGAUUUUGGACUGGCAAAGGAGAUAACAAAGUUGGAUGUGUUGAAAUCUUGCAAAGGAAGCGCAUAUUGGAUGGCUCCAGAGGUAGUUAAUCCUAAAAGAGCAUAUGGACCUGCAGCUGAUAUAUGGAGUCUUGGUUGCACGGUUUUGGAGAUGUUAACUCGUCAAGUUCCCUAUCCUAAUUUAGAAUGGACACAUGCUUUUUAUAAGAUUGGCCGGGGGGAACCACCACCCUUACCCAAUACCCUAUCACUUGAUGCCCGUGAUUUCAUCCAAAGAUGUGUACAAGUUAACCCUUAUCAUCGUCCCACGGCUUCUCAACUCUCGGAGCACCAAUUUGUCAGAAGGUCAAUGUCCACAUCUACAAGCCCUAAUAAUUCUUUUCGCGAUUGCAACAGACAUGGCUAGGUUUUUCUUUAGCACACUCCACCAUGAAAUCAGUGGUGGUGUUCGAAUGAAUGUUUGAUCACGGUGUUAGACGUGGGUUGUUUUUUUUGACCCUUCGGUAGCAUUCUUUCAGGUCAGUGAAGGGUAAACAAACUCAAAAAGAAAUCUAAACACUUGUCAGAUGAAUUUUUGAGUACUUGAAUUUGCUGGUAGAUGCUAAAAAGAUCCUUUGCUUACUCAAAUCUAGCAAUGUUGUGUGAGAUCAAAUUUUUUUUUUUAAUAUAUAUAUAUAUAUAUAUAUAUAUUUUUGAGAAAUAUGGUUAAAUUAUAGGAUUCAUACUUUUAAUUUUUUAAUUGGGAGUGGAAUAAAUUAUCAACUCUCUUGUUGUAGUUGUAGUAGUGGUAAUGAUGUUAGUAAUUUUGUCAUAGGAUGAUUUGGACCUUUAAUUUAUGAAUUGGGAGGAGAACAAAUUACCGACUUUCUUGUUGUAGUGAUGAUGACAUUUGUAAUUUUGUA